AUGUUUGACUUUAUUUUUUUAACGUAUAUUAUGAUCGGUCAAGCCUCCUGCAAUGUUAGUAGUACUCAAAAUACAACGACCGCUUUAAACUUAUCUAGCCAAUGGAUGUUUGAUCAUAGGUCCAUACCAACUACCAGCAACAUGUUGAAUUUUGCUUGCCCUUGUUCAAAAAUCUAUCAUCCUUUGUGUGCAACGAAUAAUAAGUCAUAUUACAACCCUUGUUAUAUGAUAUGCGAUAAUGGAAUCAACAGUUCUAUCACAAUUAAGUACCUUGGGAAGUGCUUACAAUUU
Molecule: messenger RNA, 291 nt
Organism: Iphiclides podalirius (scarce swallowtail)
Lineage: Eukaryota; Metazoa; Arthropoda; Insecta; Lepidoptera; Papilionidae
Source: the annotation of a GenBank genome assembly